CUGUGGAGGAGAGCAGAGUGCCAUGAAGACCGUCUGUGUGUGAGCAUUUUGCUGUCAUCACUGCAAGAAGAUGAUCCUGCUACCGGCUCUGUUGUUCAUUCUCUGGGGAGAACCGGCUCGGUGCCUGGAGGAGAAUGGAGCCUUCAUUUUCGAUGGAGACAUCCGCCACUUCGCUGUGGCCACCACCACGGUUUACAUCGCUACAGCGGAGACGCUGUACCAGCUGAGCCACGACCUGACUCUGGUCCAGAGUCUGACACAGAGAGGAAUCCUGAAGGGUGUGGAUCAGAUUGGCAAUGCGCAGUUUUCCCGGGUUUCGGAGACGGAUGAACGGAACGCGACUUUCAGUGUCAACUUGUUAUUGCCUUUUGUUGAGAAUAAAACUCUGAUCAGCUGCGGUGUGAUCGAUUGCGGUUACUGUGAGGUGCUGGACCUGAACAACAUUUCUAAUGUGCAGCAUUCGGAGCACAUCCAGGUGGGAUCCUCGAGGCGCAGCAGCGCAUCCAUCGGCUUCCUGGUGAAUGUGAAUGUGGAGGAGACAACUACCGAGACUUACAUCCUGACUGCCACACAGCGAUACAAAGACAAAUCCACAAAGAGAAGCUGCAUCUCAGACUCAGAAGAGGUGCGACUUGUUAAUACAGAUAAGAAUCAAUACGGAUCUAUAUUUUCGUUUAUUAGCGAAAGUUCAGACUAUGCGAUCAAACGUUAUCCUUCAGGCAGUGCGGAGUUCUUGGAUGGAUUUCAGAACAAUUUAACCAUUUAUCUUUUCUCUAACCUGCCCUCAAGUGACACCAGCAACAGAGUCCGUCUCAUUUGGCUCGAGGGCAAAAGAAACAAAGCGGAGACUCUCAGGUCGCUGCGGGGCGCGACCCUCAGCGUCUCUGAUGGGGGGAGAGGCAGCAGACUCCUCGCCUCCUCGGUGAUCCCGGGCGGGCCGCCGGUGCUGUGGAGCGGCGUGUUCAGUGUGGACGGAGGACACACCGACACAGAGCUGGCACUGUUUGACAUCAGUCCUGAUCUCACCGGAGCCACUGAUGCAGAUCCAGACUUCUGCAGUGGCUGCACAAAUAAGCCAAGACCGAAGCCAAAGACUCUGAAGCCCAAGGCGGUGCUCUUCAGGCAGAACUCCAUGACCUCUGUGCUGGCAGUGAGACAGAAGGCCUGGAUGGUUUUCUUCAUUGGGACAGGAGAUGGGCAGCUCAUUAAGCUUGCUGUGGACAGGAACUAUCGCACCACCUGUCCCAGGGUGCUCUACAGGGCCACUGACGACCGCCAAGUGUUUCCCAAAAUGCAUCUGGAUCAAGUGGAUCUUAAACACGUGUACCUGCCACUUCAGAACCAGAUGAUGCGUGUACCUGUGUCAAUGUGCAGCACAUACACAAAUGUGCAGGACUGUUGGUCUGCACAGGAUCCGUACUGCGUCUGGUGCGGCACUAAAAAAAGUUGCACAUUUGUAGAUGACUGCCAAGAUUACGACUGGUUAUCCAUUCCUGACGAUUAUCAACAGAAAAUGGUUUCCUACAACGUUGAAAAGGACGUCAGAGGCCAGAUCACACUUAACAUCCAGACACAUCUGACUGUGGGCCAGAAGGUGCUCUCUAACUUCGCCUGUCAAUUCUCUAUGAGUUCCAGUGAGCUUUGUCGCAGAGACAGCCCUCCUCCACAUUUCCCACAAUGCACCUGCAUCCUUUCUAAAGGCACACUUCCUGCUGGAGGCCUGAAUGUCACACUGAAGAUUAAAGUUGGGACGACACACUUGAUUGAACUACUGAAGCUAUCCAACUGCUCGGACAUCAGGGGCCCGCCAACUUCUGUCCUGUGUCGGCAGUGUAUCGGUGCCGGGUGUAGCUGGAGCCACAACGGCUGUUCCUGGGCAAAUCAAGGCGUGGGCAGUGUCAGUGUUUGCCAACAGAUGGAGUCAGGGAUGAACUUUACUAGACCAGAGAUCUCCUCCAUCACUCCCAGUGUUGUUUCUUACUACGGCAGAAACCAUGCGUUGUUGUCUGGUUAUAACCUCAGUGAUGUGACCAGAGUGAGGAUCCAAGCGGACAUGGCCUGCACUCCACAAGAAUCUCCUGUGUGGAACAACACUGGUGUGAAACUGAUGUUCCACAUUCCCAGUGCCAAUAAUAAAGGUGUGGUCAAAGUAUGUGUACUCCUACCAGAUGGUAGUUGCCAUGGCAAUGCUGCAAUCACCUACCAGUCAUCCCCAUCCUGCACCCACAUUGUACCAAGCAGCACCUGGAUCAGUGGGAAGAGGAAUAUCACACUCAUGGGAUCCCACCUGGAGUUUGUGGAAGGGGUUGUGCACAGCCACGCCCCACAGGAAGUCAGACCUUCCAGGUUCAGGAACAAUCAGAGUCUCACCUAUGACACACCUGCAGCUGAAAAUGGGAUUUCUACUAGCACUGUGUUUCUGAAAGUAGCCAAUGAAACCUUGGCCUGCCUGCCAACAAUGACCUACUAUCCAGAGCCCCAGUUCACUAGCUUUACAUCCACGAGAACAGGGGACGAUGUGCGUAUCACCAUACAGAAAGAGGCAGACAAACUGGAGAUGACCAUAGCAGAGCUGGAGGUGUGGGGCGUUGAGGAAGAAAAACAACACCCCUGCAUCAUGGAAGCCAAAGAAACCAGUAAUGAGACUGACUUUUUCAUCUGUGAGAUUCAGAAGACACCCAACGCUAACUUUCAGCAGUUAAAGAUAAAGUAUGGAGACAAGACAUUGACAUUGAAGACUAGAUCUUCAUUACAUCUGUACCUGAUGCUUCUUGUCCUUCUGCUGAUACCCUGCAUUAUUGUAGCAGUGGUGAUCGUCUCCCGAAGCCAACAGAAGAAGCUCACUGUUAAGAUGAACAAGCGUAUGGAAGACCUGGAGCUCGACAUCAGGAAUGACAUUAGACAAGGCUUUGUGGAUCUGCAGACAGAGAAUGCUGACCUGAUGGAAAAUGUUGGAGCGAUUCCUUUUCUGGACUACAAGCAUUUUGCCUCCAGAAUCUUUUUUCCUGAGAGUGAAUCUUUUAUGACGUCGUUUAUCAAAGACAUUGGCCAGGAUGUGGUGAAGGUUCAGCUUGAUGAAGGUUGCCAGAGCUUGUCCAGGCUGAUCCAGGACCAGCUCUUUCUCACAUCCAUGGUGCACGCGCUGGAGGAGCAGAAGACCUUCACCAUCAAAGACAAGUGUGCGUUGGCCUCAUUACUGACCGUAGCGCUCCACAACAACUUGUCAUACUUGACCGAGGUAAUGGAAGCUCUGCUGAAGGCUCUGAUGCAGCAGAGCAGCAACGCUCAGCCCAAACUGCUGCUACGUCGCACUGAGUCCAUCGUGGAGAAAAUGUUAACCAACUGGAUGUCAGUCUGCCUUUAUGGCUUCCUCAGGGAAAGCGUUGGCCAGCACUUGUUCCUGAUGGUGAGUGCUCUCAUGCAGCAGACCGCAAAAGGACCUGUGGAUUGCGUGACAGAGAAAGCUCUGUACACACUGAGCGAGGACUGGCUGCUGUGGCAGGCUCAGGACUUCAGCUCCCUGAAGCUGAAGGUGCUGUUUGCAGUGGGCAGUGAGGGAGAAGUCAGCGAACCUCUGGAGGUCAGUGCUCUCAGCUGUGACUCAGUAGAGCAAGUCAAAGAGAAAAUCCUGUCCACUUUUAAGGCAAAGUUUGGUUUCCCCUACAACAGUCCUCUUAGGGACAUUCGUAUCGAGUAUGAGAACGAUGGCUCGUUUGUUACUCUAGAGGAAGUGGAUGCAAGCUCUCAGGUUAUUGGUGAGGUGACCAUGCUCAACACACUCAAGCACUACAAGGUUCCUGACGGUGCGACAAUCAAAGUACUCUCUAAGAAAACUCAUCCUCCUGUGAGCCCGCAGGGAAGUCUAAAGGAUGAUGAGAACUUCUCUGGAAAAUACUUCCACUUGAUUGAUCCUGAUGUAGACGAGGACCAAAGAAAGAACCCAGAGAGGAAGAAGUUAAAACUGAAGGAAGUGCACCUCACCAAGCUCCUCUCCACAAAGGUGGCAGUGCAUUCAUUUGUGGAGAAUCUGUUCAGAUCUAUCUGGGGGACACCACACAGCAAAGCCCCGCGUGCUGUCAAAUACUUCUUUGACUUCCUGGACACUCAGGCCGACAACAUGAAGAUCACCGACCCAGAUGUUCUUCACAUCUGGAAGACCAACAGUUUGCCUCUGCGCUUCUGGGUCAACAUCAUGAAAAACCCCCAGUUUGUUUUUGACAUGGAGAAAACUCCACAAUUGGACAGCUGCCUGUCUGUCAUUGCUCAGGCCUUUAUGGACUCCUUUUCGCUCAGUGAGACCCAGCUAGGAAAGAAUGCACCAACCAACAAGCUUCUCUAUGCCAAAGACAUUCCAAAGUUUAAACAGGAAGUAAAGGCUUACUACAAGCAGAUCAGAGACCAGUUACCAAUCACAGAUUCUGAAUUCAAGGAAUUCCUGCAGGAAGAGUCAAAGAAACAUGAAAACGAGUUCAAUGAAGCUGCAGCCCUCAGAGAACUCUACAAAUUCAUUCAGCGAUACUUCCUAGAGAUCAAAGAGAAGCUGGACCAAAACGGAGCCCCUACUGAGCUGACGGAACAACUACAUCAUGUUAAAAAGUCAUUUGACGGACUGAAAAGCUGCUCCUGGAACUAAGCUUUCGUCUUUUUACUCAUAUCAAGUAACUUAAGGACGUGGAAGUAGUGUGGGGGUUAGAGAUCAGGCAGGGGAGUGGGGUCCUGGCCCCUCUGCACCAGAGAUCCUAGUUCCUCCAACUGCUGCUGCUGGGCACUUUCCAAAUCCUCCAACCUGCGACGGAGCAAAGCCAACUCCCUCUGAUGCUGCUCCUCCUGCCACACAGAGGG
Molecule: messenger RNA, 4842 nt
Organism: Etheostoma cragini (Arkansas darter)
Lineage: Eukaryota; Metazoa; Chordata; Actinopteri; Perciformes; Percidae
Gene: plxnc1
Product: plexin C1
Exons: 32
Coding region: 71-4633 (1520 amino acids)
Biological process (GO): positive regulation of axonogenesis; semaphorin-plexin signaling pathway involved in axon guidance; regulation of cell shape
Cellular component (GO): semaphorin receptor complex
Molecular function (GO): protein binding; semaphorin receptor activity
Source: RefSeq, a predicted model, not a curated record